AAUCCAAUUUCAUGCGUAUUGACUUGAGACAGUGUCCAUUUUGAGUCCAUGGAAACUAGCCUCAUUCAGCAGGUAGUAGGAAUUCCGGUGGAAAUUCAAUGACAGAAACGAUGUAUUCUAGGUAGAUCUUGUGCCUGAUCCUAUGGCUUUGGGUGGAGUUAGCAAAUUACCUCCGUCUCCUUCUAUGUCCACACGUGAUCAUCUCCCCACGCAGGUACACCAUACCAUUUUCAGAUAAUUGGGAGUUUCACUUAGCUCUCAUCCAGAGGCGUCGUUCCUAAAAGUCCGUUGGUAUUGCUACUUCUGUCCCUGUUGUCCUUUGAUGGCUACUAAAUCUGGAAUCGUCCGCCCUCUUAUAUACUGUCCUUCCACACCAUUGCCACUCCACCCUCCACUCAGCACCCUUUGAUUGUGAGCUCAGUUCGUUGAUCAGUAGAUCGGCGGCCGCCCAUGGACAGGAUUCACAGGAAUCAGUACGGUUCCAAGAGUAGUGCCCACAGGGGAGCGGCGGCGGCCAGCACCAGCUCGGGCGCCAAGCGCAAGGGGAAGGGUGCCGCCGGCGGCGGCGGCGGCGGCGGCGGGAAGAAGCCGAUCAAGGUGGUGUACAUAGGCAACCCCGUGCGCGUGACGACCAGCGCGGCGAGCUUCCGCGCGCUCGUGCAGGAGCUCACCGGCCGCCACGCCGACCCGUCCCGGUACACCGGCGGCAGCGGCGCCGCGAUCGACGUCGACGCCGAGGACAGCAGCGGGGCCAGCCUGCAGGCCGAGCCGCAGUCGGGCGCGGAGCCCAGCCCCGUCAGCACGGAUGUGUCGUCGGACGCUGCCGCCGCCGGCGGCCACGUCCCGGCGCCGGCUUGGGAGUACGACGACGACGAGGACAGCUUCUCGCCGCAGCUGAUCGACAACAGCUACUCCAUGUUCUCGCCACCGACGUUCCUCUACAGCUCACACAACGAGCUGUGACUGUGAUCUCAAUUGGGCUAGCAAGCUAGCAGCGUGGUAGCCUGGUAGGUGUACGUACAUGUAUGUGUAUUGCUUCCUGCGUAAGGACCUGUAUCGUAUGUGCAUGCAGAGUCGUAGGUAAGUGAAUCGAAUUAAACUGUGUAUGCUUCUCCAAAUCUAUGUGACAUGCAUACUACCACUGUGGCAUAAUAAAAAGCGUAGUACUGUAUGGUGUGGGCACUGCAUCAUCUGAUUUAUCUGUAUGUCAAUUGCUGGUCGAUCUGCAAUUUA
Messenger RNA from Phragmites australis (common reed), 1233 nucleotides. RefSeq lists its product as uncharacterized. Lineage: Eukaryota; Viridiplantae; Streptophyta; Magnoliopsida; Poales; Poaceae. The coding region runs from base 451 to 963 and encodes 170 amino acids. The transcript has a single exon. The record is from RefSeq and is a predicted model, not a curated record.